Messenger RNA from Opisthorchis viverrini, 1635 nucleotides. RefSeq lists its product as hypothetical. The coding region runs from base 1 to 1635 and encodes 544 amino acids. NCBI's taxonomy places the organism in Eukaryota, Metazoa, Platyhelminthes, Trematoda, Opisthorchiida, Opisthorchiidae. The record is from RefSeq and is a predicted model, not a curated record. Gene Ontology annotation, molecular function: nucleic acid binding. The transcript is spliced from 3 exons.
AUGUCUUCCUUGCGAACCAUACAGUCGAUUGCAUGUCUCUUAAAUCCUGAUGAAACGUGUGAUCCUACAAACUUAGAAAAAGCGUCUACUCUAAUUGUUACGAUUGCGUCAGAGAUUUGUCAACGCAUCGAAUGUCGGCACCAGGUCUUAGUAUUCAACGCACCUGAUCGAACCCCGCUUGAGCACACCAGAACUGCCAUCUUGACAGCAUGUGGCAUGUUGGGCACCAUGUGCACGGCUCGGCGGCUCCGAAAGUCGAAAACAUCCAUGUGCUGCCCGGUAGUAAUGCAAUUCCGGGAUGAAAACGAUGCUGCGCGUCAGCUAACAGCCCGGGCUCUUCUCUCAUCUACCAAAAAAUUCCAUACCUUGAAACUUAAAGAUGCUUGUACAAGAAUGCGAAGACAGCUUACCAAAAAGUCACCGGAACCUGUUGCAUCGUCACCCACCAGUACUUGCGCUGACGAGUGCCACAAUGACACACAAAACUGUCUGUUGGACCCAGGUCCUGUACCCCACGCUCAUGACCAUGGGCCCUCCACUCCUAUCUCUGAGCAUCCACAAAUGUUAUCUCCGACCUCCACCACGCCAACGAGAUCGACUGCUGAUUUAGGAGAUAUGCCACUGACCAACUUACCUGGCUCCAAAGAAAAAUAUGUCACUUUGUUCCCCGCCGCCAUUACCGCUUUCGAAAGAGCCAAGCACGCCAUUGCUCAGGCCACAAAGUUAUCUUUCCUCGAUACUCACGAAAGCACAAAGCUGAUUUUGAAAACUGAUGCUUCGAACGCUGUCGUACUUCAUCAAGUUGUUAACAACACAUCUCAACUACUAGCGUUUUUCCCGCAGAAGAUGCAGGCUGCCCAAACGCGUUACAGUACUUUUGGUCGUGAAUUACUUGCGAUUUGCCUUGCUAUUCGCAAUUUCCGGUACUUGUUAAAGGGUAGAUAUUUUACCAUUCAAACCGACCAUAAGCCACUCACCUAUGCCUUCAACGCCAAACCUGAUCGAUGUUCACCACGCGAGAUAAGCCAUCUCGACUAUAUUUCGCAGUUCACUACGGAUAUUCGGUACACUCCAGGUUCGGACAAUGUCGUCACAGAUGCUCUAUCCCGUCCUGACAUCAACGCUCUUCACCCUUCCACGCAGCUGGACCUAGCCAAGCCGGCUAACCUUCAAAACAGUAGUCCUAAUUUUUUGCCGAUUCUAUCUUUCCCUUCACUUCAAGUCUCUUCAAUUCCCUUACCCCCAAUCGUCCCCGAAGCCUUUCGACGGGCUGUUUCCGACCAUUUUCAUGGAUUUUCUCAUCCGGGAAUCAGGGCAACCAGGAAGUUGAUUAGUGCACGCUUUGCAUGGCCCUUCAUGAAUAAGGACCUGACAUCCUGGGCCAAACAGUGCAUCGCCCGUCAACGCAGUAAAGUAACUCGGCAUACAAACUCACCUAUCGGUUCAUUUGCCGUUCCUAAUGCUCAAUUCACACACGUCCAUCUCGACAUUGUUGGCUCGCUUUCCCCAUCAAACGGUUUCACUCAUAUCCUUACCAUGAUUGAUCGUUUUACCCGUUGGCCGGUAGCUGUACCCAUUUCGGAUACUUCAGCUGAAACGGUUGCUUUUUCAUUUUUGCAGCACUGGGUCAUCUGA